Dromiciops gliroides (monito del monte) is the source of this 2038-nucleotide messenger RNA. It is a transcript of the gene MVD, whose product is annotated as mevalonate diphosphate decarboxylase. Gene Ontology annotation, cellular component: cytosol. The record is from RefSeq and is a predicted model, not a curated record. The coding region runs from base 114 to 1310 and encodes 398 amino acids. The transcript is spliced from 10 exons. Gene Ontology annotation, molecular function: ATP binding; diphosphomevalonate decarboxylase activity. Gene Ontology annotation, biological process: isoprenoid biosynthetic process; isopentenyl diphosphate biosynthetic process, mevalonate pathway. Lineage: Eukaryota; Metazoa; Chordata; Mammalia; Microbiotheria; Microbiotheriidae.
GGUCCUCCCGGUGUGUGGGCAGUCCUGUCGGGCAUGAGCCGGCGGUGCCGGACCUGAGUUGGCCAUCCCUGGCCGGCCGUCAGAAGUGUGGGAUUCGGGGUUCGGUUUGGGCCAUGGCCUCUGGGAAGUCGCUCGUCGCCGUCACUUGCACCGCCCCCACCAACAUCGCGGUCAUCAAGUACUGGGGAAAACGGGAUGAGAAGCUGAUUCUGCCCAUCAAUUCCUCGCUGAGCGUCACUCUGCACCAGAAUCAGCUAAAAACCACCACCACAGUAGCCAUCAGCCGGGACUUCAAAGAGGACCGAAUCUGGCUGAAUGGCAAGGAGGAGGAUGUGGGCCACCCACGAUUGCAGUCCUGCCUUCGAGAGAUCCGUCGUCUGGCUCGGAAAAGAAGGAGUGGGAGCGAUGGUGAUGCUGUCCCUCUUUCCUACAAGGUGCACAUUGCAUCAGUGAAUGACUUCCCCACAGCAGCAGGUCUGGCCUCCUCAGCAGCGGGGUACGCCUGCCUUGUCUACACGCUGGCCCAGCUCUACGGGGUAGACAGUGAGCUCUCAGAGGUGGCUCGGCAAGGCUCGGGCAGUGCUUGCCGCAGUAUGUUUGGUGGCUUUGUGCAGUGGCACAUGGGAGAAAGGCCCGACGGCGAGGACAGCAUCGCCCAGCAGGUUGAGCCAGAGUCCCAUUGGCCGGAGCUCCGGGUCCUGGUUCUUGUGGUGAGUGCUGAAAGAAAAUCCAUGGCCAGCACAGCUGGCAUGCAGACCAGCGUGGAGACCAGCUCUCUGCUCAAAUUCCGGGCCGAGUCUGUGGUGCCAGGGCGGAUGGCAGAGAUGGUGCGCUGCAUCAAGGAGCAGGACUUCGAGGGGUUUGGCCAGCUGACCAUGAAGGACAGCAACCAGUUCCAUGCCACUUGCCUGGACACCUUCCCUCCAAUUUGUUACCUCAAUGACACAUCUCGGCAGAUCAUCGGCCUGGUCCACAGCUUCAAUGCCCACUAUGGCAAGACUAAGGUGGCAUACACGUUUGAUGCGGGUCCCAACGCCGUCAUCUUCACUCUGGAAGACACAGUGGAUGAAUUUGUGGCUGCCAUAAAGCAGAUCUUCCCCCCGGAGAUGAACGGAGACAAGUUCCUGAAGGGCCUGCCAGCAGAGCCUGUUGAGCUCUCAGAAGAGCUGAAGUCUGCUUUGGCCAUGGAACCAUCCCCCGGAGGAAUCAGAUACAUCAUCUCCACGCAGGUGGGGCCUGGACCUCGGGUCCUGGAAGAUCCCCAGCAGCACCUCCUGGGUGCUGAUGGCCUGCCUAGGCCCGUGUCCUGAUGGGUGCCAUCUGGGUUGGUCAUGUGCCAUGGCUCUGGAGAGACAGCAGGAUGAGAGAGGGAAGCACGGAUGUGACUUCUGGUUACAAUGUCGCACGUCGGCUUGGAGGGACUCGGCUCGGUCUCCCCAUUUCCGGAACCCGGCUGGAAAAAUACUGUCAGGGAAUUCUGUCAGAGCUACACCAGCAGGCACUUCUGCACAGGAGAGUAGGCUGGAUCGACUGUCGGUCAUUAGGACCUGUCGUGGUGGAGGCAGAUGUUGUCACAGUGUCUGUCACCUCCACCUCACUGCCCCGGUGUGGUUUCUCUCGGGUCGUCUGCAGAUCUGCAGAAGUGGCAUCUUUGUUGUGGGGACCCCAGACAGCCUUCAUGUAAAGGAAGGCCAAACAGCCGUCGGACAGAAGUGAGGGCAGAUCCUGUCGGAGCUGGUGACCGAGGGUCAUGUUCCUCCCAGACUCUCUUCCUCCAAAGCCCUUCUUGCUGCUCUUCAACAGAGUCCAUAGGGGAAAAAAUGAUUGAUGCUUUUUCUACUGGAUUGUUGUCGAUUUUUCUUGAUCUGUAUUAAACAAAUGGGAGCGGGCCACCUAAGCAGCCCCUUGGGAACCCACAGAGGGAGGAUGUUUCUUGGGGCAGUGUCCUGGAGGGUGAAUCUUUUGCCAAAUUCUGCUUGGGGGGGGGUGUCCAGAUUUUAACUUUAAGCCAUGGAAUAUGAGUUUGAUUUUCUUUAAA